CAAAGGAAAUUACUUGCCUCAAAAUUACAAGAUACCAAAAAAAAUGACUAUUUUUAUUUGCACCUUUAUCAGCCCAAUCAAUCAUCACACCAUUUCUCUAACACACCAUCAUCACUCCAUUUCUUCUUCUUCUUCUUCUUCUUCUACAGCUCUCUUCCCUCUUGUCUGCUCCUCCUCCUCUUCUUUUCCAGUUGCAGAUAUGGAUGGUGCUCCAGGUCCAAGUCUGUUUCCGUUGCACCGGUGCAAAACUAUUCACCUGGUGAGGCAUGCACAAGGGAUGCACAAUGUAGAGGGAGAUAAGAACUACAAAGCUUACUUGUCUCCCAAAUAUUAUGAUGCACAACUUACUCAACUGGGCUGGCAGCAGGUUGAUAAUUUGCGAAAGCAUGUCCAAACGUGUGGACUGUCUAAGAGGAUUGACUUGGUUGUUACGUCUCCUUUGCUGAGGACAUUGCAAACAGCUGUUGGAGUGUUUGGUGGUGAGGGCUACACGAACAAGGUGGAUACAUUGCCACUAAUGGUGGCAAAUGCUGGAGACAGUGCUCGAGCAGCUAUCUCAAGUUUCAAUUCGCCACCUUUCAUUGCUGUGGAACUUUGUCGAGAACAUUUUGGUGUGCAUCCUUGUGACAAGAGGCGAAACAUCAGCGAAUAUCAAUUUCUUUUCCCUGCAAUUGAUUUUUCGUUGAUAGAAACUGAUGAGGACGUAUUGUGGAAAGCUGAUGUGAGGGAGACCACCAAAGAACUUACUGACCGGGGAUUGAAGUUCAUGAACUGGUUGUGGACAAGAAAAGAGAAAGAGAUAGCAAUAGUUACCCAUAGCGGAUUCUUGUUUCACACUUUAAGUGCAUUUGGUAAUGACUGUCACCCAUUGGUGAAGAAAGAGAUAUGCAAUCGCUUUACGAAUUGUGAACUUAGAUCCAUGGUCAUUGUUGACAGAAGUAUGAUCGGGACAGAUCCCUCAACAACUAACUAUCCUGGAAAGAUUCCCCGUGGCCUGGAUCUCCCAAGCGAUGCUCUGGAGGAGGAUGGACCGACAACAAACUCAGUUGUCUAAGCAGCAAAACAGAUUGAAGUUCAGCAUUCAUAAUUCAAUAUUAGCAUUCUUAAAAAAUUAUGGUUUUUGUUCUCUGCAAUAUCUGUUGUUGCCGAAGUACUUGGAAGCACCCCCAGACAGGGUUUGUGCUAAUUAUUAUAGAAAUAGACAACAAACCGAGACGAUUCCUGCUUGACCUGGUACCUUGAAAUUUAAACUUUUUAAAGGUUUACUGAUUUUAUUUUA
Messenger RNA from Ricinus communis (castor bean), 1279 nucleotides. Its product is annotated as phosphoglycerate mutase-like protein 1. Gene Ontology annotation, molecular function: phosphatase activity. Bases 44 to 1054 code for a protein of 336 amino acids. The transcript is spliced from 10 exons. The record is from RefSeq and is a predicted model, not a curated record. Gene Ontology annotation, cellular component: cytoplasm. NCBI's taxonomy places the organism in Eukaryota, Viridiplantae, Streptophyta, Magnoliopsida, Malpighiales, Euphorbiaceae.